Molecule: messenger RNA, 5073 nt
Organism: Myiozetetes cayanensis
Lineage: Eukaryota; Metazoa; Chordata; Aves; Passeriformes; Tyrannidae
Exons: 13
Coding region: 2291-4843 (850 amino acids)
Molecular function (GO): zinc ion binding
Source: RefSeq, a predicted model, not a curated record
GUAGCAGAACCCCCCAGCUCGCUCACACCAGUGACAGGGAUAUGGCUCCUGUGUGGUAAUAUCCCUGUAUAUCGCUAUUUUAAGUGUGGCUUCUUCCAGUUUAAUUUGUGCAGGAAAAGCCAGGGCUCUGUAUUCUGGACUUUGGAGCUGUUCUGAUGUCACAUUGCAGGAGAAACCUUCCUGACUGGGAGGGUUAAAGAUGAAGUGGGGCAUACACCUCAAAUUUGCUUGAGUGGGAGUAAGAGAGCAAGAAAAAGUGUGGAAAAGACUCCAGAUGGUGAUGCAGCAGCCAUACAGCUGAGGAUGGCACCUGGACAGUCCCCUUGGAAGCAGGAGAGCAGUCCCCCGGGAGCCAGCCUGCUCUCUCAGAGGCACAGCCCCUGUGUCCCAGCACAGGGUGUCCUGGUGUCCUGGUCAUCGGGGGAGCCCAGGCUGUGGAAGCAAUGGGAUAGAAGGCAGCUGCCCUGGAGCAUCUGGCACACGGGAGCCCUGUGCCAGCCCCUGUGAGGGCUCACCAGGUCAGAGAGGUUGCACUGGAUUUAUCAAGAACGUGCCUUCAUGAUGCGGCGGAGCAGGAAGAUCCCGGCAGCCUGAAAGGAGCAGGUCUGCAAGGUGCUGAGCUGUCCCAGCUACUGGUUUUUUGCAGGUAUGCACCGAUUUAGGCAGCAGCUGCACACCUGUCUGUCUCCAGCACAGUUGGUAGGAACCCAGUGUGGGUCACUCAGCCCAGCCACAGAGCCAGAACCAGCAUCCCACCCCAAACCCAGCCCUCAUCCCUGUGACUGCUUCAAGUGGAGAACUGAUUGGAAGCCUAUUCCUGCGGCUUUCCAAAACCAGCAGGCUUCAGGGCCACCAAACCAGGAGUAUUUUUCUGAAAUACAUCAGGCACAGUGACAGUGCCAGGACAGAUGAAAACAUGAACUUGCAGGGGGGAAAUGUGGGGAUGCUGCUGAGGCAGCUAGUGCUGAUGUGCCCAGGGUGGGUUCAUGCAGGAGCAGAGGCACGGGAGUGGGUUCCAAGGCUGGAGAACAUAAAGGAAAGGUCUGCAGGGAGAGAGAGACCCACAGUUUAGGUUUGUCCUCCCAGCCUGACCUGUGCCUCCCAGGCAGCUUCCUGGAAAAUAAACAACUGAUAUUGUUUAUCAAGUAUAAUUGCUAACUGGGGAUAAUUUUUGAGAGCAGACCUAGAGACCGAAGGGGGCUGUUGGUGAAUGUCAACAUCAGUUCAGCAGCUCCAUUAGUCCCAGCAAUUAGUUCCAACCAUUUGGAAAAAGCCGGUGGGAUAGUUUUCGUUUUGGCAUAACUUAGUGAUAAAACAGCUCCUUUUCACACAGACAGGCACUGCUUUUGUAGUAUCUUACAGGGCUCCUCUCCAGCUGCUGGAGGGGAGGGAGGCAGUGUUAUCUAUCUCCUGGGCUAAGCACAGUGUGCCUUGUGAGAGGGGAAAAUCAGUCAAUCAUGAGCUUUUGUGAACAGAACAGCUUUGGUCACUGCCAUGGGCUAGCUAGCACCUGGCAGGCAGUGUGGGCAGCAGGGUAGCAUGGGUAGCACACCCCAGGCUCCUACCCCUGACCAGUGUGAAACACCUGCUGCUUGGACUUCAUUUCACUGCCCAGUGAGCUGUCCUGGGCUGCUCUUUGGAGCUGCAGCUCCCACCUGUGCCUUGAGCAGUGCCAGCCGACACCAAAUCCUGCCCUGGGCUCUGCUUCCCACUCCCUGACACAGACCUCAGCUUUGGGCCACUCAAGGUCUGUCCAGGGACUCAGGAGGCUGCACUUUUAAGUAACGGAUGCAUUUGCCCACUCUCAGCAUUUAUCAGUCCCAGUUUGUUGUACAGGUCCAUCCAGGUGUCUUUGCAGAGGUGAAGAGGGACAGGUUUGGUUCUUUUGCUCCCUGCCAGCUCGGGGACCUCUCUCCCUGCUGGUCCAGCUGCCCCAUGCCCACAGGGACUCCUGCCAGCUUUCCUUCCCGCUCCGAGUCCUGGCUGCUGCAGCCCCGUGUAAGCAGGGCUGGUGGACUAUUUGCCCUGUUACCCUUCAAGCAGCCAAGCUCCCAGCUCUGAGCUGCUGAACUGAACUCGUCCUGUGACGGCCAAGGCUUCUGCGGCGGAGCGGGCGGGACGCGGAAAGCUCGGCGGAGGAAAGGGAAGACCCUCCCUUGCAAGGGGGAGGAGGCAGCAGCUUUUUGCCCGCAGAGCAAACGGGAGGCCCUGCGCCACUGCCGCUUUCAGUUUCGUUUCCCCACAGUGCCUCGCUCCUUGCUCUCAGCCCUGUUGGCGAGGCUGGGGCGCCAUGGUCGAGGCGGGCGCUGCGGCCCGGCUGAAGGACGAGCUGACCUGCCCCAUCUGCCUGGAUGUUUACAGGAACCCCGUGUCCCUGGGGUGCGGUCACAGCUUCUGCGAGGUGUGCAUCCAGGAGGAACAGAAAUGCCAGCAGGGCCCUUCCAGGUGCCCACUCUGCCUUACCCCCAUAGACCAAGCCGGGAAGCCGAAGCCCAACUUCCAUCUCCGCAACAUAGCGCAGAACUUUUUGGAUGCUUCUGCUCAUCAAGAGGAGGAAGAGCAGGAAGUGCAAUGCAAAGAGGAGGAGGAAAGUUCGAGGCAGCAAGAGGAGGUGAUCCUGUGUGAUUUCUGCCUUCAGGAGCCUCAGCCAGCCGUGAAGACUUGCCUGACCUGCGAGGCCUCCCUGUGCCAAGCCCACCUGAGCAAGCACAGCACAAAGAACAUCCAGAGAAACCACGUCCUGGUGGAGCCCUGUGGCGCCGAGGCUUUGGCUGAGAGGAAAUGCCCCCAGCACGGCAAAUUGCUGGAAUGCUUCUGCACGCAGGACAAGGUCUGCAUCUGCAUGCUGUGCUCUGUCCUCAGCUCCCACAAGGACCACGAGAUCAUCAGUUUGGAGGAGGCUUUUGGCCAUGCCCAGAGUGUUUUUCCUGAAACUCUGAAACAAGUGAAAAAGUAUGAAGCUCAGCUGGAUCAAAAUAUAGCAAAGCUGCUGAAACAAGAGAAGGAAGUAGAGACUAAGCAGAGUCUGCAGAGGGAACAGCUGGAGAACCUAUUCAGAGAGAUCAAUCUGCAGCUAGAGAAAAAAAAAAGUGAGAUCCUGAAAGCUCUCAGUGACCAUGAGAAGCAACAACUUUCUCAGAUUCAGAAGGAGAUAAAGAAGCAUGAAAAGCAGAAGCAUUCAGCCAGCCAUGAUGUUCAGGAGCUGGAGGCUCUGAGAAAUCAGAAAGAUGUACUUCUUUUCACCAAGGCUUUUACAGCAAUUCACACCAGGAAACGCAAGCCAGUUGCUGUCAUGGAUGGUGUGAAACUGCCAAACUCACCUAUUGCUUUGGAUAAAUCAAAAACACUCAAUACUCUAUACCUUUUCCAGGAAUUCCUUUCAAACAUGGAGUCCUCAUUUAAACCACCACCUGAGGUGGUGGUUUCAACUCCUCACAGCAGUACAGGUCAACCAGGUUACCCAGAUCCAUAUUGCUUUACUUUUACCGUUGGCAGUACUCCUCCUCCCAGCUUUACUUCAGAUAAUGGCUUUGAUGGGUUCUUUCGGAAAUUCUCUGGCUUGGGCGCCAUCUCUGCGGCCAUGGAAAAAGCUAGUGAGGAGUUUGAAGGAGGUGCCAGCCUGGAGGCCGAACUCAUCUGUUCCAUCUGCCUGUGCCUCUACAAGGACCCAGUGUUGCUGAGCUGCCGUCACAGCUUCUGCCAGCAGUGCAUCCUGAAGGUGCUCACAGCCCGGCAACAAUCCCUGGCUCCUCUGACCUGCCCCGUGUGCAGGCUCUACCUGGGGCCCAACCUGGAGCUGCAGAAAAAUUUCCACCUGUGCAACAUCGUGAAGGCAUUUCAGGCCAAGACUUCCAAAGAAAAACACGGCAAGGGCUCUGAAGAGGAGAGGACAGAGGUGUUCCCCUGUGAGUACUGCCUGGAUGAGACCCAGCCAGCGGUGAAAACCUGCCUGAUCUGCGAUGCGUCCUUGUGCAAGGCCCAUCUGAACAAACACAACUCCAAGGCUUCCUGCCGGGACCACAUCCUGGUGCAAGUGGGAGCAGGCGGUGUGGUGGAGGAGAGGAGGUGCCUGCAGCACGGCAGGAUGCUGGAAUACUACUGCUGCUGGGAGGGGCAGUACAUCUGCAUGCUCUGCUUCACCAGGGGGGCUCACAUGAACCACAGGGUCAUCACCCUGAAGGAGGGACAUGACGAGCAGCUGACUAAACUCUUGAACACGGUGACACGGCUGCAGCAAUAUGAAAGUGCCUUGGUUACCGCCCUAGAAGAUCUUCAGAAAAGUGAGAAUCAGCUCAAGACCAAUACAAAGACAGUGACUUCUCAGAUACAAAAGCUGUUUGAUGAGUUAAAGACAGAGUUGGUUAAGAAAGAGCAGAAGAUCCUGAGUGACAUUCAGUCUAAUGAGAAAAAACAACUGGCAGACAUUAACAAAGUGAAGAAGGAAAUGGAAGAGAGGAGAAAGGAGGUUAAGCAGAAUCUUCAGCUUUUGCAGAAGAUGAGAGAGCGACAAGAUAUUUUCCUCUUCUUCAAGGAAUUUCAACUGGCCACAGACAGGAUUGCGAGGCAGAAUUCGAACAUUGACAGGGCAGACGUGGUGGUGGUGCAGGUGGAUCACACCAGGAUUGGCUGCUACCAAGACUUGAUGCGGUACUUCACGAAGGACCUGGACUGUGUCCUGCGCAAACUGCAAGGUGUACUCGCCAACCAAAUUAAGUGGAACAGGGCAAACCAAAGUAAAGGACUAGCAUGUGACAGAUAUAAAACUUCUUGGUUCGCGAAUUACCAGCAGAAAAAGAGAGGCGAAGAACAAACGUCAGAACUGAGAUGGAAAGGAAAAGUUUAAUAUUGUUACCUUUAAUAAUGAGAAUCUGCCAAGUGUCUUGACCUCCCCUGCAUCCCUUCCAUUCAAAUCAAUUCUGUAGCAGAUGCAAAUUUAAAAAUGAAGUGCUAAGAAUUACAUGAAUGUAAGAAAAUCUUUGGUUUCUGUUGUUUUCCAAACUGUGGGCUGUAUCACCUCGUGGUUCUCAUUAUAUUUGUGCACUAUUGUUUGUGGUGAUUCUGUUGUCAUUAGGU